This is a messenger RNA of Cydia pomonella (codling moth), 6788 nucleotides long. RefSeq lists its product as uncharacterized. Lineage: Eukaryota; Metazoa; Arthropoda; Insecta; Lepidoptera; Tortricidae. The coding region runs from base 1850 to 4648 and encodes 932 amino acids. The transcript has 9 exons. The record is from RefSeq and is a predicted model, not a curated record. Gene Ontology annotation, molecular function: sequence-specific DNA binding.
CACGGUGUAUAGAUUAUAGGAAAUCGCGGGUUUGGUUUCCGCAACUCGGCGUAAUAAAUUGCGCCUCUUUUGCGUGAUGGGUUUUCGGCACUACUCUAGCCAAUGCCAACCCAACUCUACCAAGAAGCCUAGUAAACUCUAGAUGUUGCAAACGACUUCGGAGAAAGACCCCGGCAAACCGAAGUAGUUAUUAUAUAUAUGUAUAAGGUUAAGAUAAUAUCGAUAACUGAAAUAUCGAUAUUUCAUUUUGUCAAUCACUCAUUUUUGCCAAGAUAAGUUCUAUGUCUGCUUAUAAAUCAUCCUGUACAUUUUCGUGGCUCGUGGUUAACGCCCCUUGUCUCACAAACAAUUGUCAAUUCAUAAUGUACAAAAAAUACUUAUAUUCAGACAUAUUAUUAUAUUACAUAUUACAGUUCAUUGUUUUACUUAUGAUGUGCAACAAAAGAGGACCGAUUUUUUUAAUUUCUAUCGCUCGAUUUCGUGUCUCCCUUUAAUAAGAUCUCCACUAGGCAUUUAAAUUCCACUAAUAGAAUUGAAAACGAGUCGUCAAUACCACUAGAUUCCCACUUUUGACCGCUUGUAUUUCAAAAAUAGCAUUUCCACAGAUUUUCCAGUGACGAAAUCGAGCGGUCGAAAUUAAAAAAUCUCCUGGAGCGGUAAGUAGGUAAAAUCGACGCACUGUUGCUUUCAUAUUUGGGCCCACCCCCAUAUAUACCUAUCGUAUUAUAUAAUUACGAUAUAUCGUAUUAUAUUAUCGUAUUAUAUGAUUAUCGUAUUAUAUUAAUCAAACCAUUACGUCAAGACGUCAGGACUGAGAAACAAAAGAAAGCAUAUCAGGUGCGUGGUGAUUGUUUAUUUGAUAAUAAAUAAUUUGUUUUGUUAAGUAGUGUUUAUCUCCAAUUAUUUUAAAACUUUUAAUUCACGCCCUAACUUGACCAAAUGAUGGAUCACAGGACCACGGACCAUAACUUGUGGUCCGUCAUUUUUAAGCUGUGUUAAUAGUCAUAUAAAUUAAGUAUGAGUUCUUCUUUACUAAUAUAGUAUUUAUUAUGUGGAAGCAGGCUUUGCAUACAGUUAGGGAAUGCUCCCUAAAGAAGGGAGUUGUUGUUGUUGUCUUAAGUCACCCCAGAGGUGCAGAGGGCCUUCACAAGCUCGCGCCACGCCAUCCUAUCUUCAGCGACCCUUUUGGCCUCGCUUCACUUCAGCCCACUUCACCCGACCGUAUUACCACUCGUAGUUCACUCUCGGCGGACCGUCUAAGAGUUAUUAAAACCUGAUAUCAGGCCUGAUAAAAUUUGGAUGUAACUGGCACUUAUGCCCGACAGGCCUUGCUACGGACUGGAAGUUCGUGGUCCAGUAAGCCCGUCUGUUAUAGCUUUUAAGAUCCUGCUGUGCACACUUUAGCUGUAUAUUGACAUUCGUUUUAUCAAUGUGUCAAACGUCACUGUCAAAAGUGUCAAAGUCAAUCAAUUGUCAAUUUCAGUUUAUAUCAGAUGUUGUGCCGGAUUAUCCCGAAAAUAAAUAAAACAAUCACGUUCACAAAGUAAAUUAAACGAGAGGUAGUUGUAAACUGAGUGAAAGGAACAAAAUCAAACUGAUUUGGAAAAGUUUUAACGUUUAGUAACGUGUGUAAGAAUAAUGGGCCCAUAACAAAUGCAAGAAAAGACUAACUACCACUUUAUAUUCCUUUUAUUAACGUAACAACACUUGUUUAAGUGGAUAGAGAACUACUGAGACUCCUGAACGGGCUUCCAACUGUUGCAACUGCUUUAUGAACAAAAUCCAUUAUUCACUAAAACAUAACGACUUUGCCUAAUCAUUGGAUUGAAGAUUGGUUUUGUGAACUGAAAUGUCCAAGAGGAAGUGUAAAUACAUAAACUGCUCAAAUUCAAGCGAUACUCACUCAUUAUUCAAAUUUCCAGUAAAUGACAAAGACCGCUUACGAAUAUGGAUUAAAAAUUGUGGUAACCCCAAACUAAAGAAAUUGGCUCCUGAAUUAUUAUAUAAUCGCUAUGUUUGUGGAGAUCAUUUUGAUCAAUGCUAUAAAAACACGAACAACCAGCAACCUAGAUUAGUCAAGACGGCAAUUCCUAGACACUAUAAGGGUAAAGAAUCAAAUGAUAUCGAAAGUGAAGAUGAAUCAAAUGAGAUUGAAUGUGAAAAAGAAAAAUCAAAUGAUAUCGCCGGCGAAAAUGAUGAAAAUAAAUCUGAUUCUGUAGAUCCAGUGCAAGCUACCGAAGAUGUCGAAGUGGUUGAAAUUCUGUGUAUGGAAUGUGACAAACCAAUCAAAGGGUUUGGGUUCCAAUGGUGGUGCGUACAAUGCGGUGGGCUGCGCUGUGGCCUGUGUGCCCUGCGAAUGGUCCACCGUCCACACUUCCUGCUUCGAUCCCCAGCCAACACCACUCCUGAACAAAUUCAAAUUUUGAUCUCAGCCAUACAAAAGGAAUUGCAACUUGUGGACUUCUUUAAUUCAUGCGACACAGACAAAUAUGUGGACCAGGUUGAGUCAGCAGAUAUGGAUUUGGAUGUGAUAGAAGAAAACCUACAAGAACCAAUAGUAAAAGCGGAACCCCCUGAAGAAGAGGAAGACCCCCUGGCGGAAUAUUCCAACAACUCUUCCAUUCUAAAACCCAAUAGUAUUCCAACCAACAACUAUCACCCUAAAGACCGCCAACCCAACUCACAAAACUGUAGAACAAAUCAGAAGUAUGGCGUCGAUGACUCAUUAAAUACCCACGAUGAAAACUUUUCAGCUUUAGGUUUUAGAGAAACAGAUUAUCAACCUGGCGAGAAAUCCUUAGGCUUGGUCAACCCUUUCGAAUAUCAGCGAAAUUUGCAAUAUUUAGGUCUUGAAAAAUCAUUAGAGAAUCAAGCAAGCCAGUCUUCAGGCGAAGACACAAUCGACUAUCAACCAAGCAAGGAAUCUGUAUGUCUCAACGAAUCUACCGAUUAUCAAGAAAGCCAGACGCCUGAAACUCUGAACAUGUUAGGCCCUGAAAAUUGGAUCGAUUAUCAACCAAGCAAGAAAUCUGUAUGCCAUGAGUCAAGCGAUCGAUCAAGCCAAACGUCUGAAGGCUCAGAGUUCAGAGAGAUGUUUUUGGACUUCAAUGACUUUUAUUGUAACUUCGGGCUCUAUAGAUACGAUCAACCGGACAUUGAUGAUAUUCGACACUCGGCCAGCCUCAAAACGGCUCCAAAGGGCCCUGAUAAAACUCCAAUUCCGGAUCCAUCUAGCGUAGAAUUAGCUGAAUCUUGUUCGUUGGCUGCAGAUAGAGUUCCAAAUACGGAUCCAACUAGUAUGGAAUUUUCUGGAUCUCGUUCGUUCGCUACAGUUAGAGUUCCAAAUACGGAUCCAACUAGCAUAGAAUUAUAUGGAGCUUGUCCGUCGACUACAGAUACAGUUUUAAAUCCGAAUCUAACUGGCAUGGAGUUAUCUAGAUCUGGAUACGAAUCCGACGGAUCAUACAUACAGUUGGAAUCCCUAGUUCUAAAUGACCAACAUUUGAGUGACGAGGAGCUCCACCCAGCGUGCAGCAAGCUAAUUCGUGUUCAAACUUCUCCAGAUAAUAUUGAUCCCUUGAUAAAUACUACAAUACCCCAAGCUAAACAGAUCGAAAAUAUAUCCCAGCAACCUGUUCAAGCAACUGAAGAUGAACCAAACUGUACGAAAAUAAUCUAUGAAACAAAAAUUAAUAAAACGCUUCCACCUCUGUGUAUAGUAUACUCCAAACACCAAAAACAGGCAGUUGACAAUAUACAUCAAAAAAAUUAUCAUUGUAGAACACAACAACCACAAAUUCAAACACAAAUAAAACAAAGCUGUACAGACACUAUAAAACAAACACAUGAUCAUAACAAAGAAAAAGCUGUUAACAUUCUAGGAAAGCUUAAGGAAGCUCGCAAUAGUUCUAUGACGCAGCAACCAAAAAUCUACGCUGCCUACACAAAACAAGGUUUAAAGAACACUGCAGUACCGAAGGAAAAACCUUACAAAGAGAAAUCUGUAAAAAAUAAAGGAGGUCCUAACAAUGAUCCUCUUAAAACAAAGCUACCACGACUUCUAGUAAACUUAACCAACGAAGACAAAAAUUGCACAGACACUACUGAAAAACAGAAUAAUAAAAGUGAAACACAUCGACCGCUUAUUAAAGUAUACUCCAAGAAACAAAUCUGUAAGAAUGCUAUGGAACACAAAGAUAAACUAAAAUCAGUGAAUACUAUAGAAAAUCUUAAGAACGAUGCUAAUACAACGCAAGAAUCGCAAAUCAAAAUAUACUCCAACCAUGAAACGCAAAAUUUUAAGAAUGACACAGAGCUAAAUGAUGAUAAUAGUAUUAUACAGGAACGACAAAUGCAAGUAUAUUCCACACACAAAAAGCGAAAUUGUAUAGACAGUACUGAACAGAUACAUGUUACCAAAACCCACAAAGACGGAUCUACUAAAACUAAUGAACAAAAUAAAGAUCUAAAUAAAAUGCAGGAGACACAAAUUCUAGUAUAUUCCACCCACAAAGCCAGAAACAGUGAACACUACAAAACUAAUGAACAAAAUAAAGAUCUAAAUAAAAUGCAGGAGACACAAAUUCUAGUAUAUUCCACCCACAAAGCCAGAAACAGUGAACACUGCAGAAAAAGAAAGUACUCGUAAUCAUCAUAGCAUGUAAGUCAAAAAACUAAUAUGUACGGUCAAUGUACGAAAAAAAUGUACAAAAGUUAAUCAUAUAGUUGUAGUAAAACGAAAGAAAGGCCAGACGUGAUAUCGAAGGUAAAUAAUCAAACCCGAGCGCAUCAAAGCACUAAACUUAAAUGGGACCAAAGAAGAUUUGUAUCGAUGUCAGGAAGUAUGAAAGUCUGCAUAAAAACUGUAUUAUUUUUUCAAGCAAGACGUCUAAAGGCUCAGAGUUCAGAGAAAAUUUAGUGGAAUUCGAUAACAUUUACUGUAACUUCGACCUAUAUACAUACGAUCAACCGGACAUCGAUAAUAUUCGCCAUUCGGCCAGCCUUAAAACGGCUUGAAAGGGCCCUGAUAGAGCUCUAAGUCCGGAGCCAUCUAGCGAAGAAUUACCUGAAUCUUGUUCGUUGGCUACAAAUACGAGUGCCAAAUCCGGAUCCAAAUUGAAAAUAUACUGCACACCCGACUUGUUAUUUUCUAUGGGAAGUUGUUGUGUUAUAGUUACUUAGGAAUUAAAUAUACAUAGUGUAAUAAAAUUAAAAUUGUAAUUGUAAAUAGAAUCAAAAUGUCGCUCACGGGCGCAAACUAACAAAUUAACAUAGAAUUACUUUUCAACCGCUCAAAAUUUUUCAAUAUUAUUUAAUAAAAUAAUGUGAAGGUUUAUAAAAAAAGUACUUUUAUUUUUCAGGUGUUCAGCCGAUAUAAAUAAUGAUUUUAAAAAUUAAAAAAUAUUCUUGCAUGAGGCUAAUUGGUGAUUGUGAUUUCAAUUUCAUGCCAGCUUUUAUGUCCAAUGAAUUAAAUAAAGUAAAAUAUUAGGCGGAAAAAGAGGACUCCUGUCCACCGUGCAACAAGCGAGUCCGUGUUAAAAUUAGUACAAAAAUGACUUAGUGAAUACUAUAACAGCCCAAGCAACACAGAUCGAAAAUAUGUCCCAGCAACCCGCUGAAGUAACAUUGACAGAAGAUGAAAUAGUAUGUACGAAAAAUAUUGAACCAAUAUUGAGUAAACCACAGCAACAGUUGUGUCGAAUAUACUCUAAGAAUUUAAAAAACUGAUCAUAAUAAAACCAAGCAACCAGAAGUUCAAGCACACUCCGACUACAAAAAGAAAAAUUUGUAUGUAUACCUACUAUGGAACAGAAAAAUUAUCAUAACAAACAAAAGUCAGUUAACACUUUAGGACAGCUUAAGAAUACUCGCAAUAAAACGCAACAAUCACCAAUCAUCGCCACCGACACAAAACAAGGUCUUAAGAAUACUGCAGUACACAAGAAAAACAUUGCAAACAAAAAUCUGUAAAGACUAUAAAAUAUCCUAACAAUGAUCCUCUUAAAACACAGCUACCAAAAAUUUCAGUAAACUUUAUACACGACAAAAAAAUUCCACAGACACUACCGAAAAACAGAAUAAUCAACAUGAAACAAAGUAACCGCUUACUCAAGUGUACUUCAAGAAACAAAGCUGUUCGAAUAUUAUAAAAUAAAAAGAUAAACUUGAGUUACUUAAUACUAUAGGAGAUUUUAAGAACGAACCUAAUAAAACAAGUUGUAAGAACAUUACAGAGUCUGAAUAUGAUAAUAGCACAACACAACACAGGAACGUAAGCAAUAUUCGACACACAAAAAGCGAAAUUGUACAGACAGUUCUGAACACAGAAACGUUCCCAAAACACAUAUAGAUAUCAAUAGAUGAACUUAACCCAGAUAGACAUGAAAUCUAUGGAAGCUACGGAACAAAAUAAAGAUGAAUAAAAUAAAAUACAGGAAACACAAAUAAAGUAUAUUCCACUCACAAAGCCAGAAAUAGUAGACACUGCAGGACAAGAAAAUACUAAAUAUAAGAAAUCACAUAGUUGCAGUAAGACUAAGGAAAGGCCAGGCAUGCUAGCGAAAGCAAAAUAUCAAACCCGAGCGCACCAAAGACAACACUAAAUUAAAAUGGGACCAAAGAAGAUUUUUAUGGUGUGAAAGGAAUUUUGGCCUUAAACUAUACUUUAUUGUUACGGAACUGACUCAUGCUAAGUGUUCAUGCAUUGCAUGGAAUAUUGUAAAUAUUUGUUGUAAGAAAUAAGGUUAUCAAUAGUAAGUAACGAGUUAAAAUAAAGCUAAAAUUUAAAA